AUGUCGUUUCUAGUUCUGGGCCAAGAGUCGCCGGAAUCCUUCUUGGUGGUCAUCAACGACAUCAAUCUAGAAGCCACGGUGACGAAUCGCAGCAACGUCGCCGCCGCUUGGAUCAACGGAACAAAGCAUAUCGACGGUCGCCGUCUCAUCGUCGGCAUCAGCACCACUGACACGUACGGCACUAUCCCUCCCCCAAUCUCUCCCACUCCCCAAAAUCCUUCGCCGUCCUCCUACAACAAUUUUCUCCGCCGCCACCCUAACUUCUUUGACAACCUGGCCGAUCCCCCAACCUCUUUUCCGGCUAAAACAAAGGGCGGAUCCUUAAAACCCCCAGCUAUCUCCAAGAAAUCUGAAACUCAACCCGCCGCCACUCUCUCUGAAUCAAUGGCUUCUGUCGGUUCCUCUCCACCCGCAUCGGCUCCUGAUUCUUCGAUUUUCUUGCCGUCUGAAAUUAAACAGAUCAAUAACCCAUCCUUCCCUUCAUCAUCAACCCCCAGAACUCUCUUCAAUCCAAAGGCUCCCAUCGAUCCAUCUUCAGGCAAUAUCGCAACCAUCCAGCUCUGCUGCGGGAACAGAUGCCUCGUAUUCUCCCUCCUCUACAACGACGGAGGAAUUCCCGACGCUCUCGUCAAUUUCCUCUUCGAUCGAGAUCAAGUUACGCUCGUCGGAGCAGGGGUUCGGCGAGCGGGCGAUUGGCUCGGCCGGCCAGAUCCGAUGCUUGUGUACGUGGAUCCAUGGGAACUCGGCGAGGCGAGAGCGUGGCGAGGGUUGCGUCGGCUGACAACUCUAGAUCAGCUCGCCAGAAAAUUGCUGGGGAGGGAGAAGGCGAUUAGGCUUCAGCAGGUUCGGUAUUGGGAUCGGUGGCCGCUGUCGGAGAAUCAGAUGGCGGUUGCUUGCUUGGACGCUUAUUUGCUGUCUCAGAUCGGCAAGAAGCUGGUGGAGAUUACUCGGGAGGCUUUCCCAUGUUACUUUAUGAGUACAUUCUAG
Molecule: messenger RNA, 987 nt
Organism: Dendrobium catenatum
Lineage: Eukaryota; Viridiplantae; Streptophyta; Magnoliopsida; Asparagales; Orchidaceae
Exons: 1
Coding region: 1-987 (328 amino acids)
Cellular component (GO): cytoplasm; nucleus
Molecular function (GO): nucleic acid binding
Source: RefSeq, a predicted model, not a curated record